AUGCAGCUCCUCAACAUCGUUCUCCCCUUGCUCCUGGCUGGCCUCGUCUCCGCCCAGGCUCAAUGCUUCGACGACCUUGACUGCCUUUUCUCGGGCAUCGAAAAUGCAAAGUGCGCCAAGGCCACCAACACCGACCUUCUCGGGUACGAAACUCCCCCGCCUUGCCUCUUAUUUACUCCAAAGAUCCUGGGAAUAUCUGCUGACCUUUUCCACAACCAAUCGGCUUCCAGAACCUGCAAAGGGCCUGCAUGAGCAGCAAUUUCUGUGGAUGGAAUAGGGGAAGCUAUACCGGCCUGUAACGCUAGGAUUAAACCCCCUCAUAGUCUGAUGUAACUUUGCAC
Molecule: messenger RNA, 341 nt
Organism: Pyricularia oryzae 70-15
Lineage: Eukaryota; Fungi; Ascomycota; Sordariomycetes; Magnaporthales; Pyriculariaceae
Exons: 2
Coding region: 1-252 (83 amino acids)
Source: RefSeq, a predicted model, not a curated record